This is a messenger RNA of Mercenaria mercenaria, 1563 nucleotides long. Its product is annotated as zinc metalloproteinase nas-14-like. Gene Ontology annotation, molecular function: zinc ion binding; metalloendopeptidase activity. The transcript is spliced from 9 exons. The record is from RefSeq and is a predicted model, not a curated record. Gene Ontology annotation, biological process: proteolysis. The coding region runs from base 150 to 1271 and encodes 373 amino acids. NCBI's taxonomy places the organism in Eukaryota, Metazoa, Mollusca, Bivalvia, Venerida, Veneridae.
UUUAUUCUUUAUCAUGACAUGUCGUUUGUUCUUCAUUACAGUACAGGAAAAUAUGACAUCUAGUUUUAGCCACAAAUAUACAAGUUUCCGUAAUUGCUGUGCAGACUCUGGAUGGAAUUUUAUCAUCAAGUCUAGAAACAAAGCUAACAAUGGUGCCUGGACCUAUAAACAUUUUCCCUCUGAUUCCGCUGACGACAAUAUGUGUUUUGCCUUCAACAGAAUCAUUUCCGAUGCGAGUCAACGAAAUUGCUUUUCGCCCUUUGCCAAUAUAUGCGAAUUCUCCUUUACGUUCAGUGGUUCCUUCAGUUAAUCCGGACCCUUUAGAGAAUAUAGGUGUGGAAUUUAGCCAGGGUUACCUCAUGGAAGGUGAUAUCCGCAUUUGGGAAGGUUUUAAUGCACAAGAAAAUACGGUUAUUGUUGGUAGUUCAAGUCAAACGGUAAACAGAAAUCCAAAUCCAAAUACAAAUUCAAAAGAGAUAAGAAAUUCACUACGGUCAGAGAAAUUAUGGACAGAGAAAGUCAUUCCUUAUGAAAUAGAUCAAACAUUUGAUUCUAGAGAAAAGAUGAUCAUUAUAGAUGCAAUAAAUGAUGUAAUGACAGGUGUUAAUAGAUGUAUAAUAUUUGUUCCAAGGGAAAAGCAAGAAGACUUCGUGUAUAUCUCUGGGCAAGAGAGAGGUUGUUGGAGCAGUGUUGGCAAGAGAGGUGGGAAUCAAACAGUUUCGAUUUCACGUAGAUCUGGAUGCACAUCGAAAGGCAUAAUCAUGCACGAAUUACUACAUGCUCUUGGCCUUUGGCACGAGCACAGUCGAGCUGACAGAGACAAAUACAUAGAAAUCCUUCAAAAUAAUAUAAGACCAGAUUAUUUGAGGAAUUUCAAGAUCAAGAAAGGUAAACUACUUACCGCUUAUGACUACUAUUCCAUUAUGCAUUACAAGACCAACCAGUUUUCGAAGUGUUCCAGGUCGUUGAAAACAAUAAGAGUAAUUCAGCCAGGAAUCGACGAAACGAAAGUAGGACAACGAGAACAGCUCAGCGACAAGGAUAAGGAAAAGAUCACCACGCUUUAUCAGUGUAAAAAACGGUCGGCAUGUCCAAUCAGUUCCAUUCAAACACAGCAGUACUCAGCAGAUAAAGGAAUAACAAUUGGGAUAAUGACGGGGAAUCAGACAAAAGCGUUCCGAACAGUUCCAGGGAAUCAAAGAAAUCCACUGGGUGCAAUGUUUACAUUUCCAGUAUCAAAUAACAAAGAAAGGCAACAAAUUUUUCAAUGAUGAACUAGGCUUUGAGCCAGAGUGAUGUACCGUCCCCAACACGGAAUUUUCUUAACUAUAAUUGCUUUGGAAGUCCAUUGUCCUGAAAUCAUAUCAAGAACCCACAAAUAUUUGGUACAAUAAAAUGAGGGGAAAAUAACGUGUGUUUUCAGUUUAGUGAUCCUCACAGUACAUUAACUUUAUAUUCUAUCCUUUUUUCUAUACAUGUGUUUUUAUAUAAAUGGCAAAUUAUUUUGGAAAAGUAUUUAUUAAAACCCAAGUUACAACACUUGAAUAAAGACGAUACAUUCUG